UUCAAUGUUUUACCCGAAAUAGACGCCCCAUUCGAUUCGAUAUUGCAGGUUGAUUUGUAUAUCAUCCGUUGUUGUCGUCGGACCUUCCUCGUGAUCAAUCAUAAUCCCGCUAUAACAACUCAGCGGACGAUUCUGGUCGGUUGAUUAUUGUCGUUUAUGACUUACUCUACCUGUUCCUUCAUGGAAUCACCCACUCCUCGUUCCUCCAAAUACGAAUCGAACCCUUUUGUUCUUACAGGACCCUAAUUUCAGUAGGUAUGCGACCGGAGAUGACUUUCAAUCUAAGAAACGGGGUGGGGUUAUAUCUGGAGACAAUGACGAACUCGCUUCUGAAAGCCAAAAGGAACAACGCAGUGUUUGAUUUACAGGUUGUACACAGAACAUGAAAAAAGAUCCAAUUAGCUUUCUCCAUGUCAUGGUCAUUGCUAAUUAUUGAUCUACUGUGUGUCAAGUUCAGUGAUUUGAUGUAUACAUCAAAUUGUUGCUAAGAUGGACUCACAGUUUUUAUUUGGGCUUCAAGUUGAGAAACAUGACUGUUGAAAUGUCAUGAGAAUAUGUUUACUGGUACAAAGAGCUGAAAAAAUGGUUGCUGAUGAAAGAAAAGAGAAAUUUGUUUGCUGAGUAUGUAUGCUUGGAGAAAAGAGCAUUUGUUAUAUACAAUAUAUACGUAUAUCCAAGCCAAGCAGAUUGUGAAAUCAACCACUGAUGUUAAUCCUGAUAUUGCUGAGCUCCUUUAGCUUAUUUGUUGGUCUUGUUACUCUACAAGUUAAUCCGAUCCCAGAAAAUUCCUGACCCAGGAAGCUUGUUGUUCAACAAUUGGAUUGGAAAUCAGCCCUUCCUUUAAACCCACCUGCAAACCUGCAACUAGCGACUCAUGCGAUUUACACAGCAACCAGGAAAUAUCACUACAAGAAUAAGCACCUAUAGAGACGAUAUCUAUAGGGACGACAUAUGUCGUCGCAAUAGUGCCCUAUAGGGACGACAUGUUGUUGCCAUAGAGUUGACUAAUUAUUUUUGACUUUUGAAGUUACAACGACGAUCUCUCGUCUCAACAUGUUAGGCGGGAACGAAAGUGAAUUUGACGCGUUCUUGAAACACCUAUGGGGACGACAUAUCACUCCAAUAAAUAACAAAAAAUAAAAAAUAACAUGUUUUAAAUCCUUUGACGGAAAUAAUGGGGGAAGGUCGUUUUGGGGAUAUCUAUAGUGACGACUUGUCGUCCUCAUAGCUCUCUACGGCCAAAAUUGGAACAGCCCCUUCGUUUCAUUCACGCACGCUAAGUAAUCAAUCAUCGGUCUCUCUCGAUUGAUCGGUCAAAUAUUCUCCCCUGACGACUUCCUCACCUCCCACCACCGGCAAAUCUUCUUCUUCUCUCCACCGAUCCUCAUGCUAGUUGCCGAAGACCACCGACGAUCAGCUUCAACACCGACGAUUCCAACUGCCGGCUUCCUUUUCACCCCCGAUUACGAAUUCUAACAAUUACAAGCCCCACUCUGGCGACCUAGCUCUCAUAGAAAUCAUUGACGGAGAGGAAUGUCGAACACCGUCGUGAAUGGCCUUGUCGGAGCUGGCGGAGGUAUCAUUGCUCAAAUCAUCACGUAUCCUCUCCAAUCGGUACUUAUUCCUUCCCUUUUACUCUCUCUGUCUACUUCCUAUUCGUCUGAAGAAGAUGCUGAUAUGACUGACAAUGCUGAUCUACAUACAACAUACCUUCAUACUAAUGGAAAUGCUGGUCAUGGGAGCUUACCAGAACAUAAUAAUGCAAAUGGAGAGCAUAGUGUAUCUGGAGACCUGCAUGGUGUUCAACCAGAUCCUGUAGCUGCUGAUAUUCUUAGGAAAGAACCAGAGCACGAGACCUUUGUAAGGCUGAGAAUCAACCCAUUUGAGACACCAUCUUCUGAUGAAACAAAGGUUAUAGAGCAUUACAAGGUUGUCUUGAGAUGCGAAAGAGCUAUGUGUUCAGAGAAAGCAUUGCUCCAUGGGAGAAACAAGUUAUAUCUGAUCCUAGUUCUCCAAAGCGUAAUCCAAAUCCUUUUUUGA
This is a messenger RNA of Lactuca virosa, 2040 nucleotides long. The record is from the annotation of a GenBank genome assembly. NCBI's taxonomy places the organism in Eukaryota, Viridiplantae, Streptophyta, Magnoliopsida, Asterales, Asteraceae.